Molecule: messenger RNA, 3943 nt
Organism: Nerophis lumbriciformis (worm pipefish)
Lineage: Eukaryota; Metazoa; Chordata; Actinopteri; Syngnathiformes; Syngnathidae
Gene: rc3h2
Product: ring finger and CCCH-type domains 2
Biological process (GO): nuclear-transcribed mRNA catabolic process, deadenylation-dependent decay; ubiquitin-dependent protein catabolic process; protein polyubiquitination
Cellular component (GO): cytoplasmic stress granule
Molecular function (GO): RNA stem-loop binding; double-stranded RNA binding; ubiquitin protein ligase activity
Source: RefSeq, a predicted model, not a curated record
CUCUUGCGUGUUGCCUCGGAGAUGAGAGGCCGGCUGAGGAGGCUCCAUCCCCGGCUUGGAGCAACACCUGAGUCCCGCUGGACCUGGCUGGACCUGGCUGGACCUGGCUGGACCUGGCUGGACCUGGACCUCCUUUCUGUUGAUGGACUCUGUGCUGCUGGGACUAUGUGUGCACCGAGGCGAGGGGGCGUGUUCGUGUAGCAGUGUGUCAGCGCGGUGGCCCGCAGGAGUCGUGGCCAUGUGCCCGCCCUGAGCCCGAGUGAUGCCGGUGCAGGCGGCCCAAUGGACGGACUUCCUGUCCUGCCCCGUCUGCUACAACGACUUCGACGGCGGCGACCACCAGCCCGUCAGCCUGGGCUGCUCGCACACGGUGUGCCGCGGCUGCCUGCGCAAGCUGCACCGCAAGGCCUGCCCCUUCGACCAGGCGCCCAUCUGCAUUGACGUGGACCUGCUGCCCGCCAACCGCGCCCUGCUGCGGCUGCUCGGCGCCCAGCUUCCAGACGUGCAGACGGUCGGCCUGGGCGGCGCGGCGGACGUGUGUCACUACGAGGCCUGCAGGGGGUGCGUGGAACACCUGGCGCUCUACCUGCAGCCCAUCAGCGCCACCAAAGGGGUGUGUCCCUCCAGUGGCAGCGUGCUGAGUCGACCCAUGCAGAGGAAGUUGGUGACUCUGGUGAACUGCCAGCUGCUGGAGGAGGAAGGUCGUGUGCGGGCGCUGAGGGCGGGUCGCUCUCUGGGCGAGCGCACGCUCACAGAACUCAUCCUGCAGCACCAGAACCCCCAGCAGAUCUCUGCCAACCUCUGGGCGGCCGUGCGGGCGCGAGGAUGCCAGUUCUUGGGACCUGCCAUGCAGGAGGAGGCCCUGAAGCUGGUGCUGUUGUCUCUGGAGGACGGUUCUGCGUUGUCCCGGAAGGUUCUGGUUCUGUUUGUGGUCCAGAAGCUGGAAGGUCGCUUCCCUCAGGCGUCCAAGACCAGCGUGGGCCACCUGGUGCAGCUGCUCUACAGGGCCUCCUGCUUCAAGGUGACCAAACGGGACGAGGACUCGUCGCUCAUGCAGCUGAAGGAGGAGUUCCGGGCGUACGAGGCUCUGCGCCGCGAGCACGACGCCCAGAUCGUCCACAUCGCCAUGGAGGCCGGCCUCCGCAUUUCUCCAGAGCAGUGGUCCUCUCUACUCUACGGGGACCUGGUCCACAAGUCCCACAUGCAGUCCAUCAUCGACAAGCUGCAGUCUCCCGAGUCCUUUGCGAAGAGCGUCCAAGAGCUGACCAUCGUCCUGCAGAGGACAGGAGACCCUGCAAACCUGACCAGCCUGAGACCUCACCUGGAACUGCUGGCCAACCUAGACCACAAUCCUGACGAUCCAUCGCCAUCCUGGCAGGAAGUAGAAAAGGUGAUGUUGGCGGUGAAGGUGGUCGUUCACGGCCUCGUGGAGUUCAUACAAAACUUCACAAAGAAGACCCAGGACACUCCGCAGCUGCAGGGCAACAGCAAGUACAAGACCAGCAUGUGUCGAGACCUGCGGCAUCAGGGAGGAUGUCCUCGAGGAAACAACUGCACCUUUGCACACACGCAGGAAGAACUGGACAAAUUCCGAGUGAGGAACAAGAAGAGCAGCAGCGUGAGUCACACUAAAACGUUCCCCGUGGACGUCCAGACUGACGACUCUGCAGGCGAGGACGUGACCACGCAGCUGGCGUCCGCGAGGGGAGGGCCCACGAUGGAGGACGUGACGUGUGCGAGGGGAGGACCCACACGGGAGGACGUGACGUCCAGUAUGACCAGUAGCACCUCACUGGGCUCAGCAGACCAGUCCCCUUCCUCCCCGGCGAGUCCCGUCCGUCACGCCUCAGCGUCGCCCCCUGUGGGUGGGAGUGAUGAGACGGACAAACGUGGCGUCACGCUGAGGGUUCCUCAUCCUUCUCACGCCUCCGAGCUCAUCUACCCAGGACAACUUCACUAUCACACCAGCUGCUCCUUCUACGCGCCUGCACACAAGUCCUGCAUGGCUCGCUUCCUCAGAUCUUCCAACGUCCCAGAAUCCUCUCUGCCGCCUUGCUCCUUUCCUGACCACGCUUCCUCCUCUCCGCCCUCGGCGUACACGCCGUCGCGGCCGCCGCCUGGAGAGCGGAUGGUCCUCUUCCACCCCCACCCCGGGCAGCCCCGGUACGGUCCCCUGGUGUCCGCCCACGCCGUCUACGCCCCGCUCUACGACAGCAGGAGAGCGUGGAGGCCUCAGUUGUACCACCGAGAGGACGCCCGGAGUAACUCGCUGCCACCGGAGGUGCUCCAGUCGUCCAUCUACCAGCCCCCGCUCAGGGAGAGAUUCAACUCGCUGGACAGCAACUACUGCUCUGGACCGGACCACCACACCGGACUGCACAGGGACUAUGGCCGUGUUCCUUUGGGCUAUGAGGAGCUCUUCCGACGCAAGCAGGAGCAGUGGGCCCACCACCACCAGCACCACCAGCAGCACCACCAGCACCACCAGCACCACCAUGGCGCCAACAGGCCCGCCCCGUCCACCGCCAUCUUGGACAUGGACUUUGGAGCGGAGCAUGUGGACGUGUCGUGUGCGGGAUGUCGCCUGAGGGGCCAGGACGGCUCGGUGCGCUUCUCGCCGUGGUCAUGUGACGCCUCGGGGCCCGACACGCCCGCGCCGCGCUCCUGCCUGGAGCAGACGGAGGCAGGAAGCUGUCCGAGGCCAUGGCUGCACUCGUCAGAUCACUACAGGCGCCUCAAGGAGGAGGACCCCAUCAUCCCCUUCAGCGAGGGGCCCAUCAUCUCCAAGUGGGGCGCCAUAUCCAGGGCGUCCCGCUCGGAGUGCCACACCACCGACCCCGUCCUGGCCACCAGCUUUAAAGAUUGCAACUCUCAGGCGGAGCACAGGUGGAGCUCCAGAGGAUCCGACUCUUCCAGUCACUCCACUUUCAUCCACAGCGGGCAACUUAGUGCAGCGGAUCUGCAUCAGCACUCGCCCAGCCAGCGUCUGGUCUUCAGCCAGGAUCAGGAUCUGGAUCAGGACCAGGAUCAGGACGGAGUCAUCUGCUACCAGGAUGACGACCACCAGGAGUCUGGCCAGCACCGGGACAUUGAGCUGAAACUGCGCGCCCUGGACCUGGAGGACCCGGACGCCCAGGAGCUGAACCGUCAGGAGCCAACAGACCUUUCCUCCCCGUAUUCCGAGGAUGCCGCCAGCCUCCUCCCCCUAUCUUUGGGGGAGCAACGCCAUGCUGACAACCCUUCCACAGACAAGACGAACGCCCACCUGCUGAAAAAGAUGGCCUUCAGAGGGCGGCUGUCUCCCGCAGGUGCGACGUCAGGUGGUCCGGACAAGCUGGUGCUGAGGACUGGAACCCAAAGACCAGGCGGUGGCUGGUCGCCUCGGUCUUGCCCGGAAGCGGCGAUGCUGCUCGGUGGAAGCUGAGCUAAAGCAUUUGGAGGAGGAAGGUAUCCUUCUGGGACUUGGAUGGAUGACGUUGGAUGUUUACCAUCCAGCUGCCGUGGUUUAACGCAACACCUUUUGUUAUAUUUGUGCCGCAAACAAUACUUUUAAAGUACUUUUUAAUAUUGCUGGUGCCCUGACAACGUUGUACUUACCGUACUCCUCUUCUUCGGCAGCCUUGCAUGGCAAUAUGUUAGCAUGUUAGCACGUUAGCCAGGUGUCGCUUUGUGGUCUUUAAUCCCAGUUAGCUGUUAGCAGACCUCCGCCAAGGCUUCAGCACACAAAAUCAGGCAGUUUUUUGUGUGUACCGUAUUUUCCGCACCAUAAGGCGCCCUGGGUUAUAAGCCGCGCCUUCAAUGAACGGCAUAUUUCAAAACUUUGUCCACCUAUAAGCCGCCCCGUGUUGUAAGCCGCAUCUAACUGCGCUAAAGGAAUGUCAAAAAAACAGUCAAAUAGGUCAGUCAAACUUUAAUAAUAUAUUAAAACCAGCGUGAUGUGGGC